Morone saxatilis (striped sea-bass) is the source of this 5515-nucleotide messenger RNA. RefSeq names its product FERM domain-containing protein 4B-like. The record is from RefSeq and is a predicted model, not a curated record. Gene Ontology annotation, biological process: establishment of epithelial cell polarity. Gene Ontology annotation, cellular component: bicellular tight junction; adherens junction; cytoskeleton. The transcript is spliced from 23 exons. Lineage: Eukaryota; Metazoa; Chordata; Actinopteri; Moronidae. Bases 33 to 3263 code for a protein of 1076 amino acids.
AACUGGCUGUCAGGGAGAAAAGGCAGCUAACCAUGGCUGUGCGCAUCAUACGUGGAAUGGAAGACCUGGUGGCUUCGGGCAGCCAGAUCGUCUGGAGCCUGGCACAUCAGACCUUGAGGAGGUGGUACAAUCGUGGGCUGAUGCCAUGCAGACGCUUCCUAGAAGCCUGGUUCAGGAUUGGAAAAUGCUACCAGAUGACCGAGGGCCGUCUGUGCCAGGUUCACCUCCUGGAUGGCAGGAAGCUGGAGCUGCUGGUUCAGCCCAAGCUGUUGUCCCGUGAGCUGUUAGAUUUGGUGGCUUCACAUUUUAACCUGAAAGAGAAAGAAUACUUUGGAUUGUCCUUCAUAGAUGACACUGGCCAGAAUAACUGGCUCCAGCUGGAUCGUAAAGUCCUUGAUCAUGACUUCUCCAAGACUUCAGGGCCUUUGGAGCUCAAGUUCCUUGUGAGGUUUUAUAUUGAGAAAAUCACCUUCCUGAAAGACAACACAACAGUGGAGCUGUUCUUCCUGAACGCUAAAUCCUUAGUGUUUAAUGAAACCAUCGAAGUGGAGAGUGGAAAUGUUUUCAAAUUAGCCGCAUUCGCAUUGCAGGAGGCCAAAGGAGAUUACGCCAGUGCUGAGACUGCCAGAUCAGACCUGAAGCAGCUCCCAGUUCUGCCCACCAAAGUAUUAAGGGAGCACCCAUCUCUCAAUUACUGUGAGGACAAAGUGAUUGAACAUUACAAGAAACUGAAGGGGCUGACCAGAGGACAAGCCAUUGUGCAGUAUCUGGCCCUGGUGGAGUCCCUGCCGACAUAUGGAGUCCAUUAUUACCCAGUGAAGGACAAGCAAGAAAUACCGUGGUGGCUGGGAGUCAGCUACAAAGGCAUUGGCCAGUACGAUUUGCAAGAUAAGCUGAAACCAAGAAAGUUGUUUCAGUGGAAGCAGUUGGAGAAUUUGUAUUUCCGCGAAAAGAAAUUUGCUGUGGAAGUGAACGACCCACACAGAAGAACAGUGACCAAGCGAACCUUCGGACAGACUGGCCUGGUCAUUCACACGUGGUAUGCCAGCCACUCUCUGAUUAAAACCAUCUGGGUGAUGGCCAUCAGUCAGCACCAGUUCUACCUGGACAGGAAGCAAAGCAAAUCAAAGAUGACCACGACCAGGAGUUCAGGAGACAUCGCCAUGGACCUCACAGAGAUCUGCGCCCCGCGGAUCAGUAAACUUUCCAGCAUUGAGAGCAAAGACCAGCUCAUCAUGGCCAGCAAUGGCAGCCUCAUCUCAGCCGGUUCUGCUGACUCUGAAGUCAGCGAGGAACAGAAGAAAGAGAAGGUUGCCGAGUUGAAAAAGAAAGAAAAGGCGCUUCAAGACACGCUGACACAGAAACUUGAAGAACUGAAGAUGAUCUGCAUGAGGGAAGCUGAGCUUACAGGCCGUUUGCCUAAAGACUAUCCCUUAGCCGCAGGUGAGAAGGCUCCUCAUGUACGACGGCGUGUUGGGACAGCCUUCAAGCUGGAUGACCUUUUCCCCUACGAUGAGGACCCACAUCUGAGGAAUCUUGAGAGCAGGUUCGCCUUGCAGCAGAAGAUUGUGGAAGCAGCCAUCAAGUUAUCCAACGAGGAUGACCUCGCCAAGACAGUGAAGAAGAAAAGGAGAAACAACUGUCUGGAUGCAAUGAGGAAGCUGGAGGAGAUCGAAAAAGAGAUCAACGCCUACAGGAUCAAGAAAGGAAAGAAACCCACCCAGAGAGCCUCACUGAUCUUAGCAGAUGAUGUCAACCCUUCAGACCUAAGCUCUCUAUCUGACAGCCUCACUCUAGAUGAUGAUGACGAGCUCAUUUCCCAGAGGCAGAGGUCCAGAUCGGUUCAGUAUUCCCCAAGACCACACCACGCAGAAACUCUGGACAUUCACUACAGCAAAGACAGACGGUCUUCUGCCAAUGACCAGCAAGCAGACAGCAGAUUAAAUUACGGCCAAGUCCAGGAAUCACUCCACUACAGUCACCGUGAUGCCUUAUCAAGCCACAGCAGCCCAUUUAAACCGGCUUCCAGACAGCCACGUGAUGCCCGCAGCAUGCCCCCCACCCCCCUCCUCACCCGCAAUGCCUACAGCAGCACCCAGCUUAGAUCAGAGGACGCUCCGCAACAUUUCCGCCAGCGUAGCGGUAGUCUGGAGUCCCAGUCCCAGUUCGUGACAGAGACCGAACCUCCUGUGCCAACGUUCACCUUCUCCCCAGCUCGACGCAGCAACAGCACUGAGGUCCUCGAUGACGGCUCCUCCUACACAAGCCAAUCCAGUGUGGAGUACAGCGUCCCCGGUAACCACACCCACAGACGCAAAGCUCGCGGUCGCCACAGAAAAGACAUGUACGCCAACACGGGCAGCAUGCCCAACCUGGCUCAACCAGACGCCCGCUCCUACGCCUACCAGCCCCGACCCCGACCCACCACAACGGCUUACUACGUCACCGGCUAUCCCAGCCAUGCAGAACCAGAGCCGUACUCUAAUGGAGUCUACAUGUAUGACAAUGAGAUGGAGGGGCACUAUAACGUCAACCCUUCCUACCACCCAACCCCAACAGCUUAUCACAGCCACGACAUGCACAGUCACUAUGGUAACGACGAGAUAGACGGCAUGUCGCAGAACCCGUACGCCACACUGCGGCCACCAAGGAACCGCCCCGUUCCCCGCAGCAACGAGCAGGUCACCAAGAACAUCCAGAAGGCUUUGGUGGCGGAACACCUGAGAGGCUGGUACCAUCGCAACGCUGCGCACAAACAGCCAGCGUACAACUACGACUAUGACAGAGGCUCCCAGCAGAGCCUGGGCUAUCAGACCAUGCCUGCACCCUACAGCCACAACAACAGAAACACCUCCUACUCCUCAGUGUCCUUAGUGUCCUCAAGUGGAAACUGGCACAGCCAUAUGAGUGGUGGUGGUGGUAUGCUGGAAUAUGACAUGCCUGUGCAUGCGCCGCAGUCCUACUCUUACAGUACAGCCCCCUACAGCCACUCCGCCCACAACAGAUAUGGCACCUCCCAGCUUUUUAAGGGCUCCUGGCACAGCCCUGACGGCCAGAGGCGCUGUGCCUUUUUCCCUGCUAGUUCUUCCUCUUCAGCUUCCUCCUCCACUGCCUCCCUGCCCUCCUCCUCCUUUCCCUCCUCCUCCUCCUCCUCCUACUCCCCUGGCUGUCGGGUCAGGCAGGUGACCUCCAGCCCUGCACAGCCACAAUCCUCCAGAGGGCACAGGCUCAGUAAGGUGUCCUUUGUGAAAGGUAGUUCAUAGUAAGUAAACAGCAAUGGCCGGAGCCUGUGCGUUUGCUUCUUUUAGUCUGUCUGCAAUGUGACUCCAUAGUCUGCUUGUUGAUGUUUUGAAGUGAACUUUGCAUUUUUGAGAUGUUUGACUGCUCCUUCAUUGUCAUGUACAAUAAGAUAAUUGCAUGGCUUUUUCAAAAACAUGCCUGCCCUAUUUCCUCUUCCAGCUGGCAUAUUGUCAUCCAGUGGUCACAUUCUGCAGUGUGCCUUUAGUGCUCAGAUUUUUUUUUUGGUUUGUUUGUUUUCUCUCUGCCGCUUGCCUUCCUCUUGGCCCAUAUAGAGGCUCCCUGCCCAUGUGCUGCCAUUCACCCAUGACCUUUGCCCCCUUCUCAGGCACAGAUGUCCCACAGAGUUUGAGUGGCGGAGCUGUGAUAGGAUGGCGUGCCCUGCGGGGCCUUUAGAGAGGUGUGGGGCUGUUGCCUAUGCGUCUGACCAGGAAAAUUUACCCCCUCCCCCCAAUAAUCAGAGUCACAGCACAGAAGAAAGGGUGAGAGACGAGACUGUAAAACUUGCCCACAUGGUUAUCAUGGUGAUGGUGAUGUGUCUUUUUUUUAUAUAUAUAUAUAUAUAUGUGGCAGGGACUAGAAGAAAGCUCCAAAUGAUUUCAUAUUACUCUUCCUGAUUUUUGGUUUAUUUCUCUGGGUGUCCUGCGGUGGUGGGAGAGCACUUGUGUGGCAGAGGAAAAAAUGUGACCCCUGAGUAUAGUCGCAUUUGAAGGCUAUGCGUUUGCAUAAUGUCUGUGUGCAUCUGCUGUUUUGUUGGGUGUGAAUGUUUGACCCUGGGUUUACCCUCUGAAACUGAGAUAACCAUUAACAUGCCUGAAACAUACGAGGUAACUUGGUACAUGAAUGUUUUUAUUUGUUUUUUAACCUUUCUUCUUUUAUUUUACUUCCUGAUCUUGGCACUACAAAGCUGCAAUAUGACAGGAUCGUUUUGACAGCCCAGGGUUAAUUCAUUCUAAACUCAUAGUUAACCACUCACAAGCUACACUCGGUGUGCCACCUGUCUAACGUGUUUCAUCUCGUGUGUUUAUUUCAGAUCCUUUAUAGAUGUCAGCCAAAUGGACCCACACAUCAGUAAUCAAAUGAACACUAACCUGGAGCCAGAAGACCAGAUUCACUGGCACGAAGACUCGAAACCAGGAACAAUAGUGUAGUUGCCCAUCUGCUGUAUUCAUUUCUCACCUUGACAAGUUGUCACUGUGCCUUAAACUGCACUUACCUGUUUCGUGUCCAUGGGAUCCAAAGAAUGAAGGAACUGAUUCUGUGGAAUUCAGCUUUUAAAGAAAAUGAAGUCUUCUUCUUCUCUUGAAUGCCAAACUGGUUUUAAAUCAUAACAAAAAAAAAAACCCACAAGAGCAUCUACAUGUCUGGAUUGCGAGUGUUUGUGGUGAUGGCACUUGGUGAUGCACUGAAACUAUACCAGGACCUGCUGUGGACUGUGUGGUAUAGCCAAAGGGAAUGUGGACUAAAUCUCUUCAGUGUUUCUCCGUAGAGAUAGCGACUUCACAAACCAAGAACUAGGAGCGUCUCUGUAAAAGGAUACUUAGCCGCAGUGAACAACGAGAAUGACUCAUCCUGUUCUGCCACUUACACACAUGUAUGAGCACUGUAACCAUGAAGGAUUGGACAAGGAUUGAUAAGGCCUUUAUCAAAAUGAAGGAUUGAACUCAUUAAAAAUGAGUCAAAAAAGAUGGCUUCUUCCUGGAACAUUCUGCAGUCACCAGAUCAAAUGUUGUCAAAGCAUCGCUUGUAGCUACUACAGUGCUUCCUAUACUUUUGUUUGUCAUUUACAAAGUAUCAGAUCUUUCUCACUGUCAGUACUUGCUAAUACAAUUGAGCCAAAUGCAUCUGUCACACCAUUUGAGUAUUACCCAAAGUCACCAACUUUGAUAUCACUGCCACAUCUGAAAAGUCACUGCAGGAAGACAGAAUAUCCAGUUUUGUUGUUGUUGUUUUUUUAUUUUUAUUUUAACAUGGUUAUUUCAUCCAUGCUGGAAAUCAUGGACUGGUGCUCACAAUUUCUCUUUAGAGAAUGAAGCUGUAUGUAAAUGUUGGUAUUGUAAAUACACUGGUCGUCUUUUUUUUUUUUUUAGAGCAUUUUUAUGUAUUUGAAAAGCAUGUAAUAUAUAGUAAACAAUUGUUGUUAAGUUGUUAAGCUGGUUCUUAGUAAUUUGUAUAAUUGCAUUUGUUUGAAUUAAAAAAAAUCAGCAUUUGAAUCAGC